Messenger RNA from Olea europaea var. sylvestris, 807 nucleotides. RefSeq lists its product as uncharacterized. The transcript is spliced from 4 exons. The record is from RefSeq and is a predicted model, not a curated record. Lineage: Eukaryota; Viridiplantae; Streptophyta; Magnoliopsida; Lamiales; Oleaceae. Bases 1 to 807 code for a protein of 268 amino acids.
AUGAAAGCCUUCUUGAUGGCUUAUGAUCUAUGGGACACUGUAAAAAAGGAAAAUAUUUUUCCAAUAAUUGCUGCAACCACAGCAAAAAAGGUAUGGGAUUUGUUACAAGGAACAGAAAGAGUUAGGACAAUGAAGCUGCAAAUGUUGAGGAGAGAAUUUGAGAUGUUGAAGAUGACUGAAGAACAUUCUAUCAAGGAGUAUUCUUCAAAACUCAUAGAGGUUGUGAACCAGAUGAAGCUUCAUGGAGAAAAAAUUUCUAAUGAAAGAAUAAUUGAAAAAAUCUUGAUUACAUAUGAACAAAGAACUAGUAAAAGAACUGAGGAGUCUCUUGAAGACACUUUCCAAGUGAGGCAUAAAGCAAAUACAUUUCUUGUAAGAAACCAACCUUUAAGGAACCAAGCUGCUGGAAAAGAUUACAAACGUAAAGGAGUUGAGGCAACCACAAAACAAGUUGAUAGAAGAAGAAAAUAUGCACCUUGCAAAAUUUGCAACAGAACAAAUCACCUAGAAAAGGAUUGUUGGCACAAAAGGCAAGAAGCAAUGCAGUCAAGAAUGAGCAUAGAUUGGUAUAUUGAAAGUGGGUGUACCAAUCAUUUGACAUUUGAUGCUAAUCUAUUCAUUACUUUGGACACUUCAGUCAAGAUCAAAGUCAAGAUGGGGAAUGCACAAUAUGUUAAUGCUGAAGGCAAAGGGACUAUUGCUGUGCAUAAAGGUAAAGCUACUAAGCUUAUUUCAAAUGUUUUGUUAAUACAUAAUUUGGAUCAAAAUCUUUUGAGUGUGGCUCAAAUGAUGGACAAAGGAUAUUGA